This is a messenger RNA of Nothobranchius furzeri (turquoise killifish), 2153 nucleotides long. RefSeq names its product cytochrome P450, family 24, subfamily A, polypeptide 1 (gene cyp24a1). NCBI's taxonomy places the organism in Eukaryota, Metazoa, Chordata, Actinopteri, Cyprinodontiformes, Nothobranchiidae. Gene Ontology annotation, cellular component: mitochondrial inner membrane. Gene Ontology annotation, molecular function: monooxygenase activity; heme binding; oxidoreductase activity, acting on paired donors, with incorporation or reduction of molecular oxygen. The record is from RefSeq and is a predicted model, not a curated record. Gene Ontology annotation, biological process: cellular response to peptide hormone stimulus; C21-steroid hormone biosynthetic process; cortisol metabolic process.
UUAACAAUAGGUCUGUGGUAAACUUGGAUAAUCCCACCAAGCUAACAGUAAUCAACUCAGUUAUCAGAAUUGAUAUAGCUCAAUGUUUUUCUGGUGCCACCUGAAUCUGUAUGUGCACUUUUAGAGAGUGAAAACAUGUUUCUGCACACGUUUGAGUCAUGGCAGCUCUAAGAGCCAGAUUUGAGGAUGAGGGCGCAGAUCCAAAAAGUUCCUCAGAUCAUUGAGCUGCUGAAGAAGAAGACUGUGGGGCUGCAGCACUUCAAGCCAACAUCCUCAGUGUGCGUGUGGGAGCAAAAGGAUGCUGUGGAGGCUGCGCCGUGCCCCCACACCGCCUCUAGGGCGCACAGCUUGGACUCGAUGCCGGGUCCCACCAACUGGCCCCUGGUCGGCAGUAUGGUUGAGCUCCUGCGCAAAGGAGGGCUGAGGAGACAACAUGAAGCACUGGUGGAUUAUCACAAGAAGUUUGGGAAGAUUUUCCGGAUGAAGCUGGGAUCUUUUGAGUCUGUGAACAUUGGCGCUCCCUGCUUGCUGGAGGCGCUCUACAGAAAGGAGGGACGUUACCCUCAGAGGCUGGAGAUAAAACCCUGGAAAGCAUACAGAGACCUGAGGAACGAGGCGUAUGGACUCCUCAUUCUAGAGGGGAAAGACUGGCAGAGAGUGAGGAGCGCGUUUCAGCAGAAACUCAUGAAGCCGACUGAGGUGGUGAAACUUGAUGGUAAAAUAAACCAGGUCUUGAAGGACAUGGUGGCCAGAAUCGGAAAAAUAAACGUUAAUGGGAAGAUUGAGGACUUGUACUUCGAACUGAACAAAUGGUCGUUUGAGACCAUCUGUCUCAUCUUGUAUGGCAAGAGAUUUGGUCUGCUGCAGGAGGAGGUCAACGAGGAAGCCAUGAACUUCAUCACAGCUGUGAAAACGAUGAUGAGCACAUUUGGUAUGAUGAUGGUCAUACCAGUGAAGCUGCACAAGGGAUUCAACACCAAAACGUGGAAGGACCACACCGCUGCAUGGGACCGCAUAUUCAGCACAGCCAAAGUCUACAUCGACAAGAAGCUGAAAAGGAAUUCCAGCAGAGAUCCUGAUGAUUUAAUCGGUGACAUCCUGCACCAGAGCUCCCUCUCCAAGAAAGAGUUGUACGCAGCCAUCACCGAGCUGCAGGUCGGAGGAGUUGAAACGACUGCCAACAGCAUGCUGUGGUUUAUUUUCAACCUGUCCCGUAACCCUGGCGCUCAGAAGAAGCUGCUGCAGGAGAUCAGAGAGGUGGUGUCUCCCUGUCAGGACCCUUCUGGGGAGCACAUCAAAAGGAUGCCCUACCUCAAGGCCUGCCUCAAGGAGUCUAUGAGGUUAUCCCCAUCAGUCCCAUUCACCAGCAGGACCAUGGACAAAGACACAGAGUUGGGAGAUUAUACCAUUCCCAAAGGGACAGUGUUAAUGAUCAACAGCCAUGCACUGGGGUCCAACGAGGAAUACUUUGAUGAUGGAAAGCAGUUUAAACCUGAGCGGUGGUUGCGGGGGAGCUGCACCAUCAACCCCUUCUCCCACGUCCCGUUUGGUAUUGGCAAGAGGAUGUGCAUUGGUCGGAGGCUGGCAGAGCUGCAGCUGCAGCUGGCCAUGUGCUGGUUGGUCAGAGACUACGAAAUCGUGGCAACGGAUAAUGAGCCACUUGAUGUGAUUCAUUCAGGACUUUUGGUUCCCAACAGAGAGCUGCCAGUUGCCUUCAUCAAAAGAUGAGGUUUUUAUGUUUAACUCUUCUGGGUGUAGUGACAGAAAGAUGAUACCUCUGUUGCCGUGUUCCUGGUACCAGUGACUCCCUGAAUUGCUGCUCUGUACAUAAAGAGACUGAAAUGAUUAUGAUUGUGCCAUAAAUACCUCAAACGUAUUUAAAACUAAUGUGCAUAGUGUUUCAUGACUGUCCCAAGCCCCAGUUGUUGGGUACAAAGUACCAAGGCAGCUGUUUUAAAUGCAUAUGUGUGUAUAUUUAGCCAUGUAGAUUUAAAUGUUGAUUUCCUUGUAUUAUUCCUAACUUUUGUACAUAUAUUUGAGCCUAGUUUUCAUGUGUGUAAUUUUUAUCUUGUGUAUAUAAAUUAUUAUAACUAUUGUAUCAAUGCACAUUAUUUUAUUCACUUUAAUAAAUUAAUAAAUGUGUCAUAACUGAA